AUGGCAAGCCCACCAGUUUUAAUGGUAGAUCAGUGUUGGUUAUGGGUUAUAGGAGGUUUGAAGCCCUUUUCAGUUCUGUCGAAAUGCUGACAUCUGGUAAGAUACCGUAGUGACCUGUUUUCCUAAUAGCUGGGCUGAGGACGUCAUUCCAAACAAUAUUGGGGAUCCACUUGACUUAUUGGAAAAGAUCGUUCAAGAUUUGAAUGAGCGGUCAAAGUAUGAAAACAUAACUACUUCACAAAAGUUUGCUACUAUUAUUAUCGAUCAUUGUGCUAGUAACGUGUAUGAUUUGGGGAUGGAAAGUAAUAAACAGUCUGAUAAAUUCCACUUUUUGGAAUUAUUUUAUCGAUCCAUACGAGAAAUGGUAAGAAUUUGUUCCCAAAAAACAUACAAUAACUCACUCUUCAACUGAAGCCACAUUCAGAGACUGACUAUCUGCCUAGAUGGCGGCUCAAACAGACCUUUUCGACAAGUUCUGUAAUGAUUCAAGUAGGUUUCAAGAAGUUCAACUCUCUAUGCAGAAGGUGCGGGAGCCAAAUACACCUGGUACACCUGGUGAUAUAACAGACCCUGAAUUGGAGGAGUUAAAAAAAGAAUUGCAUGAAUUACAGCAACCAAGGACAGGGAGCUUAUUUGACAUCACUGUGGAAAUCACCAAAUUAAGAGAGAUCAUGGACAUCCAAGACGAACUACACAUGAUUGAAGAUGUUUUAGAACAGCAGAUUAGGGCGAUAUUGAGGUUAGAUGAUGUGUUACAUUUCAAAAGGGACAACUCCGCCCCUGAUCUACUGAGCAAGAUUGAGAACCGUAGAGGAAUGAUUGCUCAGUUGCAAGCUGAUGCUCAGCGGCCAUACGAAGGGGUAAGCAUUGUAACAUUUAGUAAGAGAAGAUAAAAGUGUCAUCGACUAAUCCCAUGACAGCUCAAAAACAGGCAAACGCUUCUGAGGCACGAUCGGGUCGCCAACAGGCUGAACAAGCUACUCUGCAAGCUACUUUGCAAGCGAAGCAGGCAGAGGCUACUACAAGACAAGGGACUUCAAUCAUGCUUGUAAGUAAUUCUUUUCUUAGAGGUAGAAUAUCAGAAAGCUAACAACAAGGAAAGUUUACCACAGUGACUAUCCUAUUUGUAAGCUCUUAAGGUAUGCAGUAUAAGGUGAACCGAUCUGACCAGCCCAUAGCUCCCGUUAUCCACACUCUCUUCCAUUUUCGGGCUCAACGCAAAAGAUCUCAACGACGGGAACAUCGCCAUAAGCGUCGUAUUUGCCUACAUCUGUACGUAAAAUUCCCCCUUUCCUGACUUACCUGACCCCCUCUGCAGAUACUAACAUUAACAAGUCCCUCUGUCAUUAUUCAUAGUAAUAAUGGCCUUCCUCCUCGUCUUCCAUGAAGGCGUCCGCAUCUUCUUCACCCUCUACGUCACAAAAGCACUGCAAAAAAUCCAUACACUAUCUGGAUUCUCCAAAUUCUUCCAUGCCGAUCGUGUCUCGAAAUGGAAAGAGAAAUUAGAAGAGAUGAGGAAUGAGGAGGCAGCACCAUCCGGCAGAAGCGAGACAUAGGGAAGUGAAAUCGAAGACGACGACUCUUCUGUAGUAUUUUCGGGGAGCCAAAUUGCUAGGAGAGGUGGUCACUGGACAGCUAAGUGGAGAUCUUUGCGUUUUCGCCUGCGGUAGAGAGCGUAUGAAGGCAGGAGAACUUUAUUGGUGUCAAGUUUUGCAACUGAGCCGACCCAGUCGAGGAGGUCUUUGAUGGUCGAUUAAUACGAAACAUAGUUUCUACGAUGAGUAGAGGUUGAAGAGACAAGAGAUGCAUAUUCAAAUUAAGAAAGCUUCGAUAAUUGAUAUUUGUCGGCCUCUUGGUUCAUCAUUAUGGAAAUAUUCUCUUUUGGAAAUGUGCCUGGGAGAGGUCCAUUUGACAGAGUUUAGCGAGCAUGUACAGUACUCGAGUAUACACUAUACAGUAGCAAGAAAUGCCACCACAGAAACAAACA
Messenger RNA from Hymenoscyphus albidus, 1987 nucleotides. The record is from the annotation of a GenBank genome assembly. Lineage: Eukaryota; Fungi; Ascomycota; Leotiomycetes; Helotiales; Helotiaceae.